AUGCACACUACCAAAUUUGCCUUAGAUGCAGGAUUUGACCUAUACAUUUUCCAGAUGAGUGACCAGAUACAGUCAGUGGGAAUACCAAACAGUGACCUAUGUCUCAAUUCUAGGUCCAAUGGGAAAUUUCUUCAGAAAGCUGAAGAGACACUAAAGAGGAGGAGGAGGGAAAAUAUCAGUUUCCAAAAACUUUGGAGGAAUUUGGAUACUACUUUAACAAAGAUAAUAACUGAAUUUGUGUAUAAAUUACUAGAAGACAAACACAAUCUACAGAAGGUCACGAUUCCAGUGGAUGCUGAGCCUGAUGAGCCAACUUCUUUUUUCUACAUGUCUGAGGAUGCCCUCAAUAAAGACAAACUUUUGAUCCUGAUUCAUGGGAAUGGAGUGGUUAGAGCAGAACAAUGGGCCAGGAGACUUUCUGUUUGUGACGUUGAUAGUUAUUUCAGAAAUACAAACCGUCUCUGCUGGAUUGGAGUGCAUGAGUUGUACACACUCUGCUUCUGUGCGGGAUUGUCAACAGACCACAAUCAAAUGUGGUGAUGACGAGGAAUGUUACCUGGAGAAAAGAACUACUUCACAUUUAUCUUUGUCAUACUCCGCUGGUUGUAGGAGCAAAGUGGUUUGUAACAUUAUGGCGUCACUCGGUUCUCUAAGAACCGGAAGAUCAAACCACCUGGACACAGUCUUUGGAAAACGAGACCUCCUAAACUGUGCUUACUGCUGUAACACAGAAAUGGACAAAAAUGGACCAUGCAAUUUACACUUAUGUUCAUGAAUUUUUAAUUAAUAUAUUUUGAAUAAAGACUCCAUAUGA
Messenger RNA from Saccostrea echinata, 814 nucleotides. RefSeq lists its product as uncharacterized. The transcript has 10 exons. Gene Ontology annotation, cellular component: nucleus. Gene Ontology annotation, molecular function: siRNA binding. Gene Ontology annotation, biological process: regulatory ncRNA-mediated heterochromatin formation. Bases 1 to 540 code for a protein of 179 amino acids. Lineage: Eukaryota; Metazoa; Mollusca; Bivalvia; Ostreida; Ostreidae. The record is from RefSeq and is a predicted model, not a curated record.